GGAAGACCUGGCUGAGUUUGGCGAAGCAGGAGAUAGCUUCUGUGAAGGACUAUCUGCCAGGCUCCCAGAAAUCAUGUCAGUAGGAUCACAUUCAUCCUCCCCAGGAGGCCCUAAUGGGAUUAUUAGAAGUCAGUCCUUCGCUGGCUUCAGCGGUCUUCAAGAAAGACGAUCCAGGUGCAACUCCUUCAUUGAAAAUUCCUCUGCCCUCAAGAAACCCCAGGCAAAAGUGAAGAAGGCGCACAAUUUGGGGCACAAGAGCAACAGCACUCCUAAAGAGCCUCAGCCUGAAAGGAUGGAAGAGGUUUACAAGGCAUUAAAGAAUGGACUCGAUGAAUAUCUAGAAGUGCAUCAGACAGAGCUGGAUAAGUUGACUGCUCAGCUAAAGGACAUGAAAAGAAACUCACGCCUGGGGGUGCUGUAUGAUCUAGAUAAGCAAAUCAAAGCUAUUGAAAGAUAUAUGAGAAAGUUGGAAUUCCACAUCAGCAAGGUGGAUGAACUCUUUGAAGCCUACUGUAUCCAAAGACGGCUCCGUGAUGGUGCCAGCAAAAUGAAGCAAGCCUUUGGGCUGUCCCCUGCCAGCAAGGCAGCUCGGGAGAGUUUGUCGGAAAUCAGCAAAAGCUACAAAGAGUACACAGAGAACAUGUGUACUAUUGAAGGAGAGCUGGAGAAUCUAAUGGGGGAGUUCUGUAUCAAGAUGAAAGGCUUAGCUGGCUUUGCUCGACUUUGUCCUGGAGACCAGUAUGAGAUUUUCAUGCGGUAUGGCCGACAGAGGUGGAAGCUGAAAGGCAAAAUCGAAGUCAACGGCAAGCAAAGCUGGGAUGGAGAAGAAAUGGUCUUCCUACCCCUUAUUGUUGGGCUGAUCUCCAUUAAGGUCACAGAAGUUAAAGGCCUCGCUACUCACCUUCUGGUGGGAAGCGUUACCUGUGAAACAAAAGGUUUGUUUGCUGCUCAGCCUCAGGUUGUCGCUGUGGACAUUAAUGACCUUGGUACAAUAAAGCUGAACCUGGAAAUAACUUGGCACCCAUUUGAUGUUGAGGACGUGACCCCAUCUACAAGCAACACAAACAGAGCAUCUGCUCUCCAGAGAAGGAUGUCCAUGUAUAGUCAAGGUACUCCAGAAACUCCAACCUUCAAGGACCACGCCUUCUUUAAAUGGCUACAUCCUCCACAAGACAGGUUCCAGUUUUCCAUUGUAGAUGCUCUGCAGGACACUUUCUUUGACAAGCUGCGUCGCAGUCGCUCCUUUAGUGACCUGCCGUCUCUCAGGCUGAGGCCUAGAGCUGGGCUAGAACGAUAUUCAAAUUUACAUGAUGAUGUCUUUGAAAAUGGAACAACAGAAGUUGAGCAACGGUCAAUGUCUUUCAGCUUCAAUGAUAUUUCCAAUGGAGAUUGCACUCAGUCGUCCAGUUCUCUUGGUUCCUCUUCUGCCACGGAUAAUUUUAAUCCUGAAAUUACUGUCACACCUCCAGAACAUAAUGGGCAGAAGUCAUCAAAAACUCAUGCCAUGGACAGUAUCAGUACCAGCUCAUCAGUGGACUCUGCACCCGAAUAUAAGGACUUAAAGUCACAAGAACCUAUGCCCGUUAGUGAGGGAGAAAAGAUUUCUAAUAUAGAUUCUGAAGUUUGCCAAACAUCUCCAGUUUCCAGAAGCAACAAUCUUUUCUUAGAUAAUAGUGCCCCAGUAUCUCUUUUGCAGGACACAGAUGAAUUAUCAGAGCUCAAACCUGUCGAACUGGAUACUUUUGAAGGCAAUAUCACUAAGCAGCUUGUAAAAAGACUCACUUCAGGAGAGGGUCCUGCAACACCUGAAAAGCUGCAUUGUGAAGGAUCAAUAAGUGGAGAAUCUGAAGGUUAUAAAUCCUGUGUAGAUGGAAGCCUAGAAGAAGCAUUUCAGGGGCUGCUUCUAGCACUUGAACCCCAUAAAGAACAAUUUAAAGAAUUUCAGGAUUUGGACCAAGAAGUAACACACCUAGAUGAAAUUCUAAAAUGCCGACCAGCAGUAAACCACAGCAGGUCAUCCAGUUUAAGCCUAACCGUUGAAAGCGCUUUGGAAAGCUUUGAUUUCCUGAACACCUCUGAUUUCGAUGAGGAUGAGGGUGGCACAGAUGAGCUUUUCAGUGGUAGUGGUCGAAGGACUGACUCUGUCUUCUCAGACUCUGAGACUGAUAAAAACAGUUACAGGUCAGAACACCCAGAAGCCAGAGGGCACCUCAGUGAAGCGUUGACAGAAGACACAGGAGUUGGUACCAGUGUAGCUGGAAGCCCUCUCCCAUUGACCACAGGGAACGAAAGCCUCGAUCUUUCCAUAGUCAAGCACUUGCAGUAUUGCACACAGCUUAUCCAGCAAAUUGUGUUUUCCAGCAAAACUCAAUUUGUAACAAGAAACCUCCUAGAUAAACUAUCCCAACAGAUUCUAGUGAUUGAGUGUCUUGCAGAGAUCAGUAAUGAGAACAUGGGGAACAUCAGACCUAUAAGUGAAGAAAUCACAGAAUUUCAAAAAAGGAUUUCCCUGUCCUUCUGGAAUAAAUGUACAUCCCAUUCUUCUGGGAUUUACCACACCUCUGCAGACAAGCUGAUCAAACAACUGGACAUCACAUUCGCUGCAGCUGUGAAUGAGGCAUAUCCGGGGCUUGCAGAAACAGCGUUCAAAACUUUGGUGUCUCAUAUCUUGGACCGGGUGGAGCCUAUCCUCUCUUCUAGUCUAUCUUUGGAAAUCAUAACAGUCUUUCAGUACUACAACUAUUUUGCAAGCAAAAGCAUUACUGACCUGGGAAGCUAUUUGCUUCAACUUGCAAAAGAAGCGUCAACAGUUCAGACUCUGCAGUCCUUGAGAGAUGAAAAAUGCUUGCAGAAUGUGAUCCCAUUAACCGCCAUCAGUCUUCCACCUCAGCAAGAAAUACUGAAAUCUUUGGCUGUCCUCCUCCUAACGGAGAAUAAAAAGGAAACCUGCGAAGCUGUCGCAUCAAUCUUAUUAGCGGCUGCAGAAGACAAGCACUUCAGGGAAAAGGCUUUAAUUUAUUACUGUGAAACGCUUGCACAACCCAACCUCCACCUCCAGAAAGCAGCUUGCCUGGCACUCAAAUGCCUCCAGGCAACUGAAAGUAUUAAAAUGCUUGUCACACUUUGCCAGUCUGAUAAUGAAGAAAUGAGAAAAGUAGCCUCUGAAACCCUGCUCUCUCUUGGAGAGGACGGACGGCUGGCAUAUGAGCAACUAGAUAAAUUUCCCCGUGACUUCGUUAAAGUUGGCGGACGACGUGGGACGGAGGUGGCCACAGCCUUCUAAGUCUUCUGA
Molecule: messenger RNA, 3292 nt
Organism: Gekko japonicus
Lineage: Eukaryota; Metazoa; Chordata; Lepidosauria; Squamata; Gekkonidae
Gene: RIPOR2
Product: family with sequence similarity 65 member B
Exons: 23
Coding region: 74-3283 (1069 amino acids)
Source: RefSeq, a predicted model, not a curated record